This is a messenger RNA of Molossus molossus (Pallas's mastiff bat), 2107 nucleotides long. It is a transcript of the gene CASP3, whose product is annotated as caspase 3. NCBI's taxonomy places the organism in Eukaryota, Metazoa, Chordata, Mammalia, Chiroptera, Molossidae. Gene Ontology annotation, cellular component: cytoplasm. The transcript is spliced from 6 exons. Bases 16 to 849 code for a protein of 277 amino acids. The record is from RefSeq and is a predicted model, not a curated record. Gene Ontology annotation, biological process: apoptotic process; proteolysis; neuron differentiation.
UUAAUAAAAGUAUCCAUGGAGAACUCUGAAAACUCAGUGGAUUCAAAGUCCAUUAAAAACUUGGAAAUAAAGCCCUUACCUGGCAGCAAAUCGAUGGACUCUGGAAUAUCUUUGGACGAUAGUUACAAAAUGGAUUUUCCUCAAAUGGGUGUAUGUAUAAUAAUCAAUAAUAAGAACUUUGAUAAAAAGACUGGAAUGACAUCUCGGUUCGGUACAGAUGUGGAUGCAGCAAGGCUCAGGGAAACGUUCUUGAACUUGAAGUACGAAGUUAGGAACCAGAAUGAUCUUACCCGUGAACAAAUUGUAGAAUUGAUGUGCAGUGUCGCUAAAGAAGAUCAUAGCAAAAGGAGCAGUUUUAUUUGUGUGCUUUUAAGCCAUGGCGACGAAGGAAUAAUUUUUGGAACAAAUGGACCUAUUGACCUGAAAAAAUUAACAGUUUUUUUCAGAGGGGAUAAUUGUAGAAGUCUGGCUGGAAAACCCAAACUUUUCAUUAUUCAGGCAUGCCGAGGUACGGAACUGGACUGUGGUAUUGAGACUGACAGCAAUGUUGAUGAUGACAUGGCAUGUCAGAAAAUACCAGUGGAGGCAGACUUCUUGUAUGCGUAUUCUACUGCACCUGGUUACUAUUCCUGGCGAAAUUCAAAGGAUGGAUCCUGGUUCAUCCAGUCACUUUGUGCUAUGCUGAAACAGUACGCUGACAAGCUUGAGCUUAUGCACAUUCUUACUCGGGUUAACCGAAAGGUAGCAACAGAAUUUGAGUCCUUUUCCUUUGACUCCACUUUUCAUGCAAAGAAACAGAUUCCAUGUAUUGUGUCUAUGCUCACAAAAGAACUGUACUUUUAUCACUAAAGAAAUGUAUGGUUUCUUUCAGUUUGUAUGCCAAGCGAGGAAAGGGCAUUGAUACUGUAUUUUUCCCUCGUUAAUCUAAUCUGGUGCUCCAUUUGGGUACUCUGAAACAAGCCUCUUUUAUAGCAGUAGGACUACUGGCAGGCUACCUCAAACUCAGAAUCCGGUAGCUGGAAUUGAACUUGAUUAGGAAUAAAUACAUGAUAGUGGUACAGUUGUGAGAAGAACUGAUUGUAAAUUAGCAGCUGUCAUAACCAGCAAGUUGUAGUGAUGUCGUACUAUGAAUUUCAAGUAAUUAUGGAAAAAGUUAAACAUUACAGUAAUUAAUUUUUGUGAUAUUGCCCUAUCCUAGAAUUUAGGGAGCCUUGUGCACGGUGCAAGGCAUGAAUACCUUGAUAUUAGAAUUGGUAUUUGGAGAUAAAUUAGCUGUGUUUUUGGAUAAUUUAUCUGGACAUAUGAUUUUGUGAUGGUUGUCCUGAGCAUGUAUUUGUUGUAAAGAAUCCUGUUUAAUAUUGAAAAAUAAACUAAAUAUUUUACUUGAAAGAAUGAGCAAUCUAAGUUGACACUUUUAAGACUGAAAGCGUCAUUACUACAGGGAGACAGAGUUAGAACCAGAAGGUACUCACAUGGCUCAUCCAGCAGCAGGUGUGUCCUGUGUCCCUGUGCGAUCUGAAGGGCUGGUAGGUAAAAACCUCAAACUUGAUCAAACCGAUAGCAUCAUGAAUUGAAGAAAUUCCCUGGGACCAUACUGAAAUACAACUUAUAUCAUAAGCACUGCAAUGUAAGGAAGAAAGAGUAAAUCAGUCAGCUGAGCACUUUGUAAUUACAAGGUGGUUUGGGCGUGAGCUGAGACACAGCGGGUCCGUGUGCUGAAGGCAGAAGCAGGAACUCCGGCUCCAGCAAAGCCCUGCUGCUUUCUUCACGCGGACGGUGUGCAUGGAGGUGGCUCCUAGGCAGGAGUCUCCGAGAAGGUGAACCAGUCGGAAACUUCGGAAAUGGAAACUUUCCAAAGGUGAUGAGAGCCACAAUAAAAACCAUAGUACCCUUUGUAGGAACAUUUUUUAGCCUGUUCUUUUCUGCUGAAAUUUAUGAUCAAAGGAAAAUGAUCCUGUUAUAAUUAUAUGCUGUUCUCUGAAAUGAAAGGAUCAUAACGCACAAGACCGGAGAAGUCGUCCAGUCUUCCCCACUUCGGUACACGGGGAAACUGAAGGUCGCAGAGAAACAGCCCAGCCCAGCCAGGGAGGCCGGGCUCUAGCCUCGC